AUGAGUGAAACUGUCAAUGCCACAUCGCGGACUCGGAGAUGGUGGAACGAGAACGAAGACAGGACCCUGCGACGGGAGGCCGAACGUCAACUCUCUCAGGGCGCGGUCAAGGACUGGAAUCGCAUUGCCGCCAAACUGCCAGGCCGCACGAACAAAGACUGCCGCAAACGAUGGAGCAAACUGAGCGAGUGUCUGCGCAAAGGCGCAUGGACGGCCGAAGAGGACAAGCGGCUCGUGGAUGCUGCCAACCAGUUUGGGCUGAAGUGGACUCUGAUCGCAGAAGCCGUGGGCUCGCGGCACGCCGAUCAGUGCGCCAAACGCUGGCAGAACUUCCUCGAUCCCAGUCUGGAACGGCUUGGGUGGACAAGCCAAGACGAAGAGAAGCUCAUGGCCGAGGUGCAGAUGCACGGGCACAGCUGGACCACGAUACGGGACCUGGCCUUUCCGGGGAGAUCAGUCACCGACAUCAAGAACAGGUGGGUAGCACAUACGGAGGUGAAGGCGAAGGUUUCUCACAUGCUCGCAGGCACACUAAGCUGGUGCGCGACCGGCAGCGCGCAGACUGCAGCAGCAGCACUUCACCGCAGGCCGACGAGACGUUCCAACAGGGCUUCUUGCAGGAGAGCGACAUAUCUUGGGCUCUGGACACUCCGCUGGAUCCGCAGGGGGAUUUUUGGGCCGAUGGCAUGGAGUUGGAUCCGUUGUGGAGCCUGA
Molecule: messenger RNA, 714 nt
Organism: Aplosporella prunicola CBS 121167
Lineage: Eukaryota; Fungi; Ascomycota; Dothideomycetes; Botryosphaeriales; Aplosporellaceae
Exons: 3
Coding region: 1-714 (237 amino acids)
Source: RefSeq, a predicted model, not a curated record